This is a messenger RNA of Helianthus annuus (common sunflower), 3598 nucleotides long. RefSeq lists its product as uncharacterized. Gene Ontology annotation, molecular function: hydrolase activity, acting on ester bonds. NCBI's taxonomy places the organism in Eukaryota, Viridiplantae, Streptophyta, Magnoliopsida, Asterales, Asteraceae. The transcript has 19 exons. The record is from RefSeq and is a predicted model, not a curated record. Bases 252 to 3482 code for a protein of 1076 amino acids.
CUCUAAACCCCCUGAGUAUUUACACCAGUCCAUUUCUAGUCUCUUCACGUCGCCGGAAAAUCCAACACAACCACCGUACAACCGUCGCUCAUCUCCGAUCAUCGGCGGAGGAAGCAAUCACACUUCACGAUCACACAAUCCGAGUCACAUACUUUCACUCAAUACGGUAGCCGGUCACUUUUAUAUUGCCGCUGGUGGAUCAAUCUAAGGAUGCAAGUUUGAGAGGAUUUUCUUACUGUGGAUAAAAAAAGAUGAUAGGCUUCAAGGCUAAAUUUCGAUUAGCAACGAUUGUUGUUCUUUCAAUCGGGAUCGCUCUUGUUGCUAUAUAUGAUUUGUUAAAGCCAAUUUCAAAUGGUUGUACCAUGACAUACAUGUACCCAACCUACAUUCCGAUAUCAGCACCUAAAAGUUUAUCUUCUUCAAAGUAUGGACUGUAUUUGUAUCAUGAAGGGUGGAAACAAAUUGAUUUUGAUGAACAUCUUAAACAACUUAACGGGGUUCCUGUUCUUUUCAUUCCUGGCAAUGGAGGUAGCUACAAGCAGGUCAGGUCCUUAGCGGCAGAAUCUGACAGAGCGUAUCAAGGGGGCCCACCUGAACCUAUGUUGUACCAAGAGGCUUCCUUAAUGUUUGAGGGAUUAGAGAUAGAUGAAACGAAUAUUCCUAUACUCAACCAAUAUGCACGAAGGCUUGACUGGUUUGCAGUUGACCUUGAAGGUGAACAUUCUGCAAUGGAUGGUCAAGUACUCGAAGAACACACAGAAUAUGUAGUACAUGCCAUUAACAGGAUUCUGGAUCAAUAUAAAGAAUCUCAAGAUGCUCGAGUAAAAGAAGGUGCUGUUGCAUCUGGUAGCCUGCCGAAUAGUGUCAUAUUGGUUGGCCAUUCUAUGGGCGGUUUUGUUGCUAGAGCUGCUGUUGUGCAUCCUAAUUUGAGAAAAUCAGCUGUUGAAACCAUUCUUACACUAUCAGCUCCACAUCAGUCACCUCCGUUGGCACUGCAACCGUCAUUAGGUCACUAUUUUGAAUACAUAAAUCAGGAAUGGAGAAAGGGAUAUGAGGUUCAAAACUCUAGAACAGGAGCUCAACUAUCUAGAGUGAUUGUUAUCUCCAUUUCUGGUGGUGGUAAUGAUUACCAGAUAAGGUCAAGGUUGGAAUCUCUUGAUGGUAUAGUCCCAACUACCCAUGGUUUUAUGAUCAGUAGCAUGGGGGUGAAGAAUGUAUGGCUAUCAAUGGAACACCAGGUUAUCUUAUGGUGUAAUCAACUUGUUGUGCAAGUUUCACAUACUCUUCUUAGUUUGGUAGACCCUGAAACGGGUCACCCGACUUCUGGCCCAAGGAAAAGACUAGCAAUAUUUACAAAAAUGCUUCAAAGUGGAAUGCCAGGAAGUUUGUCAGGGCGAUCGGAUUUUCAUCAGCAAUCGCCACGUCUUCCUUUACUGAAAGGGAGAAACUUUUUUGGAUCUGUGAGAAAAAAUAUUACCGCAUGUCCCAGUAAAAUUCGUUGGAGCGAUGAGGGACUUGAAAGGGAUCUUUACAUCAAGACACCAACAGUAACUAUUUUAGCAAUGGAUGGCAGAAGACGUUGGUUGGACAUAAAAGAACUGGGGUCAGAUGGAAGAACCAACUUUGUUCUUGUGACAAAUCUUCUUCCCUGCUAUGGAGUCAGACUUCAUCUUUGGCCCGAAAAAGGAACUUCUAUGUCAAAUUCGCCUCUUAGCAAAAGGGUUGUAGAAGUGACAUCAAGAAUUGUUCAGGUUCCAUCAGGACCAGCACCAAGGCAGAUUGAACCAGGAAGUCAGACGGAACAACCACCACCAUCAGCUGUAUUUUGGUUGGACCCUAAGGAUAUGCAUGGUUUCAGAUUCCUUACAAUCUCAGUUGCACCAAGCCCAACUGUUUCAGGGAGACCUCCACCCGCAGCUUCAAUGGCAGUUGGGCAGUUUUUCAACCCAGAGGAAGGCCGUAAAGAAUUUUCUCCUAAAUCGUUGCUUCUUUCUGUGUUUUCUCAGAAGGACAUUUUCAUUAAGGAGGAUCAUCCUAUUGUCAUGAAUAUUACAUUCAGUAUCAACUUAGGGCUUUUGCCAGCUACAGUUUCUCUAGAAACUACAGGUUGUGGAAUAAAAAAGUCUGGACUUCCUGUUGAAGAAGCUGGAGACAUGAAUAGUGGCAGACUUUGCAAGCUAAGAUGCUUUCCACCUGUCGCCCUUACGUGGGACCCUGCAUCUGGUCUUAACAUAUUUCCUAAUUUAAAUUCUCGUACAAUAGAAGUUGACUCAUCACCUGCACUUUGGAGCUCAACUCAGGGAUCUGAGCAGAGCAAUGUUUUGUUACUGGUUGACCCACAUUGUUCGUAUAAAACUAGUGCUGCUGUUUCUCUAACUGCUUCUGCCCGGAGGUUUAUGCUUCUAUAUAACUCCCAGAUCGUUGGUUUCUCGUUUUCUGUAGUAUUCUUUGCCCUAAUGAGGCAAGCUAAUGCAUGGGAGCUUGGUUUUCCUGUUCCUUCGUUGCUGUCUGCAGUAGAAUCAAAUCUGAGAAUGCCACUGCCGUUUCUUUCACUUGCUAUUUCACCCGUUCUGAUUGCUUUGUUUUAUUCCUAUCUAAGUUCAAAGUCGUUACCUUCAGUUGGUAGUUUCUUUGUUGUCUCAAUGAUUUGCUAUCUAAUAGCAAACGGGACCGUAAUAGUUUUAGUAUUAACCACACUAAUCCUCUCCCAUUUGGUUGCCAGAAUACACGUCUUCUUCAAGACAAGGUGGAGAUGGUGGAUACUUGAUCUCUCCACUAGUUUUUUCUCAUUUAAGGUCACUAGGGUCAUAAACGCCAAUCCGUCAUUGGCCACAUCACUUCUUGCUAUCGUUUUAGUCUAUUUUGUCCAUCCAGCUUUAGGUCUCCUUAUUCUGGUGUUCUCACAUGUGCUAUGCUGUCACCAUGCAUUGUGCAGCUUUCUUACAGCGUCCAGUGAGGCUCGGGCCGAAGAUUUAUUCGGGUUUGGAAGUGGAAUCAAGAAAAUUGAAUCGGAGGUGGGAUUACCUGUGGAUGACCACAGUUCCAGCUCCCCGGACUCUACGAGAAGCUAUGGUGACACACAACUAGAGAUGUUCCACCACCGCCAUGGCUUGCUAAUUCUCGAUCUUCUUUGUCUGCUCAUGUUUCUUCCUUCACUCGUUGCUUGGUUGGAGAGGCUAAGCAUGAGCCACAACUUCCCAUGGCUCUUGGAUUCCAUGCUCUGCAUGGGUAUCAUUCUGCACGGUAUCUGCAACUCGAAACCCGAGUUUAACGUCUUCUUUCAGAUACCCGGAACGAGAGGGUAUGAAAUUAGACAAGGGUUUGUGUACAUGAUUGCUGGGUAUUGUUGUUAUCUUUGGGGUUUAGAUUUAGCUCCUUACAAAGCUUUCUAUGCUAUAGCUGCCAUAGGAGUGGUAUCAUUUAUUUUCAGAAUUAUGGAAAGAAGAAACCGAAACAGUAGAAAGCAUUCCCAUCGACACUGAAAAUUGGUUUUUGUACAAAACAACAAAUAUAUUUAGUGUUUACAGUUGCGAGUUGUGCUAUGGAUUUGAUUGGUUACGGUCCCAGAAUUUUGAUGAAUGUGAUAGUUUUUUGGGUA